Messenger RNA from Notothenia coriiceps (black rockcod), 2406 nucleotides. RefSeq names its product probable ATP-dependent RNA helicase DDX5. The record is from RefSeq and is a predicted model, not a curated record. The coding region runs from base 149 to 2038 and encodes 629 amino acids. The transcript has 13 exons. NCBI's taxonomy places the organism in Eukaryota, Metazoa, Chordata, Actinopteri, Perciformes, Nototheniidae. Gene Ontology annotation, molecular function: ATP binding; nucleic acid binding; RNA helicase activity.
GACCUCACAUCCGUCUCUACAGACAUAUUUUUGUCUGCCGGCAUUUUCUUUUUGUUUUGCCUGUGCCAAUUUCAGCUCUACGAACAAUCUUGUUUAGUUUAAUCGGAUUCAAACGAAGCGUACAUCAAACUUAGUGGUUUGCCGCAUAAUGCCUGGAUUUUCAGACAGAGACCGUGGACGAGAUAGAGGGUAUGGUGGAGGACCCCCUCGUUUUGGUGGUGGUAGCGGUGGAGGCAGUAGGGGCGGACCUCCUCCGGGAAAAUUUGGCAACCCUGGUGAGAGGCUGCGGAAGAAGCACUGGAACCUUGACGAGCUUCCAAAGUUUCAGAAGAACUUUUACCAGGAACAUUCAGAUUCAACUCGCAGAACAGUUCAAGAGAUUGAACAGUACCGAAGAAACAAAGAAGUUACGGUCAAAGGCAGGGAUUGCCCCAAGCCAAUUAUAAAAUUCCAUGAAGCUGAAUUUCCAAACUACGUCAUGGAAGUCAUUGUCAAUCAUAACUGGACUGAUCCAACUCCAAUUCAGUCCCAGGGGUGGCCAGUUGCGCUGAGUGGCAAAGACAUGGUUGGAAUCGCUCAAACAGGGUCUGGGAAAACCCUUGCUUAUCUCCUACCUGCAAUUGUGCACAUUCAACAUCAACCAUUCUUGGAGCAUGGAGAUGGACCUAUAUGCUUGGUGCUGGCGCCGACCCGCGAGCUGGCUCAGCAGGUGCAACAGGUGGCUGCUGAAUACGGCAGGGCCUCCCGUCUCAAGAGCACCUGCAUCUACGGUGGUGCGCCCAAGGGACCACAAAUCAGGGACCUUGAGAGGGGUGUAGAGAUUUGCAUUGCUACCCCAGGUCGUCUCAUUGACUUUCUGGAGUGUGGUAAGACUAAUUUGCGUCGCUGUACCUAUCUGGUGCUGGAUGAAGCAGACCGCAUGCUGGACAUGGGAUUUGAACCUCAGAUCCGCAAGAUAGUGGAACAAAUUCGGCCAGAUCGUCAGACCCUGAUGUGGAGCGCCACCUGGCCUAAGGAAGUUCGCCAGCUGGCUGAGGACUUCCUGAAGGACUAUGUUCAGAUCAACGUUGGGGCACUGCAGCUCAGUGCCAACCACAACAUCCUGCAGAUAGUUGAUGUUUGCAAUGACAUGGAGAAGGAGGACAAACUGAUCCGUUUGCUGGAGGAGAUAAUGAGUGAAAAGGAGAACAAGACUAUUAUAUUUGUUGAGACCAAAAGACGUUGUGAUGAGCUCACCAGGAGGAUGAGAAGAGAUGGGUGGCCAGCAAUGGGAAUUCAUGGAGACAAGAGCCAGCAGGAGAGGGACUGGGUCCUUAAUGAGUUCAGAUAUGGCAAAGCUCCAAUCCUCAUUGCCACCGAUGUGGCCUCCCGUGGCUUGGAUGUGGAGGAUGUGAAAUUUGUCAUCAAUUAUGACUACCCUAACUCCUCCGAGGAUUAUAUCCACCGCAUUGGACGCACAGCCCGGAGUCAAAAAACGGGCACAGCCUACACCUUUUUCACCCCUAACAACAUGAAACAAGCCAGUGACCUGAUAGCUGUGCUGCGUGAGGCCAACCAGGCCAUUAACCCCAAGCUGAUCCAAAUGGCAGAGGACAGAGGAGGUCGUGGAAGGGGUGGAAGAGGUGGCUACAAGGAUGACCGUCGGGAUAGGUAUUCUGGGGGUGGGAGGAGUAACUUCGGAGGUACUAGCUACAGGGACGGGGAUAGAGGGUUUGGCGGUGGGCCGAAGAGUGCCUUUGGUGGUAAUAAGGCCCAAAAUGGUGGCAGCUAUGGAGGCAGUGCUAACUCUAGUGGUAGCUAUGGAAACAACAACUACAGCAACAGUAAUGGACAGGGUAAUUUCCCCACAAACCAGGUGGGUGCGUUUGGUAACCAAAGCUUCCAGGGCCCCCCUCAGUUUGGGGGCAUGCAGAGGGCUGCUCAGAAUGGCAUGAACCACCCACCAUUCCCGUUCAACUCUCAGCCACCACCACAGGCCCAACAGCCUCCACCACCACCAAUGGUGCCCUACCCCAUGCCACCAACCUUCCCACAGUAGAUAAGUUAUGCGCAGAUUAAAUUGAACCAACAUGAUUUUGGUUUAGUCUUGAAAUAUUACAGUAUUAUUAUUAUUAUUAUUAUUAUUAUUAUUAUCCUUUGUACUGUUUAACUUUGUUUUGCUUACAGCAGGGUUGGAAUUAUCCAGUAAACCCAGAGCAUUAUUUUGGAGUCAUAAAAAAAAUCUCCUAAUGUGCAAUUAUGAUUGCAGCACUUUUCUUUGACUGUUUUUUGUUACAUUCCUCAGUAAUUUAUUUUUACUAGGUAAUGCUGUGUUUUCAAUUUUCAGUCGUGUGUUUUAAUAGUGAUGUUAUGAAGAUCAUUUAAAAAGGGUAAGUGUGACCCUUUUAAAUAAAAAGAAGAAAAUGG